This is a messenger RNA of Lagenorhynchus albirostris (white-beaked dolphin), 2801 nucleotides long. It is a transcript of the gene DNAAF3, whose product is annotated as dynein axonemal assembly factor 3. The transcript is spliced from 12 exons. Gene Ontology annotation, biological process: axonemal dynein complex assembly; motile cilium assembly. Bases 450 to 2204 code for a protein of 584 amino acids. The record is from RefSeq and is a predicted model, not a curated record. Lineage: Eukaryota; Metazoa; Chordata; Mammalia; Artiodactyla; Delphinidae.
CACCGAGAGGGGAGGGAGGGGACGUCUCGGGUUAUUUAGAAGGAUAAAGGGAGAUGACCACACCAGCGGGCUCGGGCACUGGCUUCGGCUCUGUGUCCUGGUGGGGCCUGUCCCCGGCGGUUGACCUGCAGGCUGAGAGUGAGUCGCCCACACAGGACUACAAAUCAUCCGACACAGCGGCUACUUUCACAGCCUGGCAGACACUAACGUUCUGGCGCUAACGUUCUCUGAGGCUCCAAGGGCGGGGGGCGCCCUCCAGUGGACAGCCUAGAUACCUCUGCGAACUACGAGUCCCAGAAUGCUUAGAGGCACAGCUCCUUUUAAAACCAAGGCCAGGGCUUUCCUCGUGGCGCAGUGGUUGAGAGUCCGCCUGCCGAUGCAGGGCACACGGGUUCGUGCCCCGGUCCGGGAGGAUCCCACAUGCCGCGGAGCGGCUGGUCCCGUGAGCCAUGGCCGCUGAGCCUGCGCGUCCGGAGCCUGUGCUCCGCAAUGGGAGAGGCCACAACAGUCCUCCUGUGGACCCAGACUCACAGGCCGAUACAGAGCACGGGACCCCCGAGCUAAAUGUGCUGCUGUUGGGCUCCGUGGAUGGGCGACACCUGCUACGGACCCUGACCCGGGCGGCUCUCUGGCCUCGAAGGAGGUUCCGUUUUUAUGUGCUGGAGAAUAAUAUGGAAGCUGUAGCCCGACACAUGCUGAUUUUCAGCCUAGCCCUGGAGGAUCCUGAGAAGAUGGGGUUGCAAGAGAGGAGCGAGACCUUCCUAGAGGUGUGGGGGAACGCACUGCUGCGCCCCUCUGUGGCCGCCUUCGUGCGCACCCAGGCCGACCGCCUGGCUCGCCUCGUCCCGGAGCCCGAUCGCCUGGCGGAGCAGCUGCCCUGGCUCAGCCUGGGCGCCCUCAAGUUCCGCGAGCGCGACGCCCUGGAGGCCGUGUUUCGUUUCUGGGCCGGAGGGGAGAAGGGGCCCGAGGCUUUCCCCAUGAGCCGCCUGUGGGACUCGAGGCUGCGCCACUACCUGGGCUCCCGGUACGACGCCCGGCGCGGUGUCAGCGACUGGGACCUGCACAUGAAGCUGCACGAUCGCGGGGCCCGAGUCAUCCACACCAGUGAGUUCCGGCGCUGGAGGGACACAGGAGUCGCCUUUGAACUCAGAGACUCCAGCGCUUAUCACGUGCCCAACCGGACCCUGGCGUCCGGUCGCCUCCUGAGCCACCGCGGGGAGCGUGUAGCAGCGCGCGGGUACUGGGGGGACAUCGUCACAGGGCCCUUCGUGGCCUUCGGCAUCGAAGCGGACGACGAGACCCUCCUGAAGACCAGCAACGACCGCGGGCGAGAUCACGCAGCACAACGUGACGGAGCUGUUCCGAGAGAUGGCCGCCUGGGAGCGCCCGAGAGCCACCCAGGGAGACCCCGCGCAGGUGCAAGGCGACGCGGAUGGAAGCCCGGAGCCUGUGGCCUGGUCUGUAAAAUGGGUCUCUGUGUGCCAGGCCAAUCCUCCCAGAAUUUUCCAGGAAUCUGCCUAAGAGGAAGGAUGAGAAAGGGCUUGAAGACGGACAAGGCGAGUCAUCUCCAAGUUUUGUCUGUUUGCCUAACCCUGCCAGUCUUCCCUUCCCCAGCAGCCCCUGUCCCGGAAUCCUUCACUGUCCACUUCCUGUCCCUCGGUUCUGCCCAGACCCUCCACCACAAGAGCUGCUACAAGGGACGGUUCCAGCUUCUCUACGUGGCUUGUGGGAUGGUCCAUCUUCUCAGCCCUGAGCUCGGUGCCUGCGUGGCCCCCGGCGGACGCCUCAUUGUAGAAUUAGCCCAGUUCCUAGUGGACCUGCGGCAGGAGCAGCUGCAGGGGUUCUCCACCCGGGUCGGGGAGCUAGCACAGGCGGCUGGAUUCGCCCCACAGCCGGGUGCCAGGAGCUCGCAGACCUUCGCGCGCUUCUACAAGGCCAGAGACUCUGCUCCCAGCCACAAGGACCCAGCUGUGGGAUCUGGGACUCCGCCCCCUGAAGUCCUGGCCCCGCCCCUUGAGGCAACCAACCCUCCCCCCGAGGACCUGACCCAGCCCCUUGAAGGCGGGAUCCCACCCUCUGAACCCCUCAAACGGCUCUCAGAGUCUCAGGCUUCACUGUUGGAGGCUUUGGUUCCACCCACAGGGAGUCAGACCCCCAAACCAGAGUCUGACUGUACCUCCGGAGACCAACUCCCCAAUCCCUAACUUUUAAAGUCGGGUCCUAGAAUCAGAACGCGCCUCUAGAAUACUCAAUUAUACUCCCAGCAUUCUCAGCGCCAGAGGUGUCGCUAGAAUUUCAGAUUCCAUUCCUGGGAUUCUAUAUUUUAUUCCUAGAAUUCUAGAUUGUUCUCUUGAGUUCUACAUUCCACUCCCAAGACUCUAAAACCAGCCUGGAGAUCCGGCCCUGGGGCUCAGGCCCUCUGCGUGGUCCCCUCAUCCCCAGGCGUCCCAUUCCUAACUAGGGGCUGGGGGUGUCUCCUCUCACAGGCUGGUCAACACUAGGGUGGUCCAAGUAAAGAGAGCCAGAUCCUCUUCUCCGUGUGUCCGUGUGUCUUUCCUGCCCUCAGUCUGUCUCCAAGGGCUGGGAGAGGGGAGGGGCAGGAGUGUUCAAGAGAAGAGACUCGAGACCAGAUUUCUGGGUUCCCAAGAGGGCUAGGGGUGAAUUUCUCCGUGCUGCCUGCUGAGAGCCUGGGCACCCCACACCUGGAUUCUCAAAUAAAUCAGCAAAAUUUAUGGAUUGGCUAACAGGUUUGGGGCACUGAAACUGACCAUAACAGGGUAAAAAAAUGUUCUAGCCCUCAA